This is a messenger RNA of Salvia hispanica, 2391 nucleotides long. The record is from RefSeq and is a predicted model, not a curated record. NCBI's taxonomy places the organism in Eukaryota, Viridiplantae, Streptophyta, Magnoliopsida, Lamiales, Lamiaceae.
AUGAAUGAUAAGAUAUUAUGUUCAUGUAAACGUUGUGGGAUCGGGUACACCCAAUGGAUAGCUCAUGGAGAACUUCCUAGUAGUCGCUCAUCUAGGUGUGACAAUCAACAUAAUACUUUGGGUGGUGAUGAUAUGCAAGGUUUAGUUCAUGAAGCCUUUGGAGUUCCAAAUGAAGAUGGAUAUACUGACGAACAUACUAGAUCUCAAAUAGAUGCAGAAAUUGCUAAUGGACAAUCAAGAGAAUUUUAUAAGUUGAUUGAUGGUUCACAACAACCAUUGUUUGAAAGAUGUGAUAAAUUCUCAAAGCUAUCAUUCAUAAUCCGUCUGUUGCACUUAAAGUGUAUUGGGAGUUUGAACAAUAAAGUAUUUGAUAUGCUUUUGGAAUUAUUAAGAGAAGCUUUUCCAGAUGCCAUGGUUGAUCUACCAAAGUCUUAUUAUGAAGCCGAGAAAUUGAUGAAAGGACUAGGACUUGAUGCAGAUCCCACAGGUGAGAAAAGAAAGAUUGCUCAAAACGUAUUGUGGUAUUUUCCCGUCAAACCAAGGUUGCAAAGAUUGUUCAUGUCUACAAAGACGGCAUCUGACAUGAGAUGGCAUGCUGAAAAUCUUACGAAGGAUGGGUAUAUGAGACACCCUGCCGAUUCCUCAGCAUGGAACACAUUUGAUACCUUGCAUCCUAGUUUUGCUCAGGAAUCUCGCAAUGUUCGAUUGGGAUUGGAAUCAGAUGGAAUUAAUCCCUUCAAAAAUAUGACUCCUGGGAAUAAUAUUGAUAUUUAUUUGCAACCCCUAAUUGCAGAUCUAAAGGAUUUGUGGGAAGUAGGAGUUGAAACAUACGAUGCUUCAAAAAAGCAAAAUUUUCAAUUACACGCUUCAUUGAUAUGGACAAUUAGUGAUUUUCCGGGAUAUGCGUAUUUGUCUGGAUGGAGUACCCAAGGUGAAUUUGCAUGCCCAGUUUGUAAUAAAGAAACACACUCUCUCAGACUAAAACACGGUGGGAAGUAUUGCUACAUGGGGCAUCGGAGGUUUCUACCUAAAGAACAUGAAUUUCGGAAGAAUAGACGACUCUUUGAUGGCACAGUUGAGUAUGGAGAAGCACCACAACGACAAUCUGGUAAUAUGGUGAUGGAUGAGCUGAAAGACUUCACAGUUAAGUUUGGUAAGCAAGUUAAAGGUAAUCCAAAGCUUUUCGGUUGGAAAAAAAAGAGUAUAUUUUUUGAGUUGUCAUACUGGAAAGAUAAUGUUGUCCGCCACAAUCUCGAUGUCAUGCAUACAGAGAAAAAUAUUUGUGAGAGUAUUUGCGGCACAUUAUUGGAUUUAGACGGUAAGUCUAAAGAUAAUUAUAAAUCGCGCCAAGACUUGGAGCAAAUGGGAAUUAGGCCUGAACUUCAUCCAAUUUCAAAAGGUCCUGGUAAAAUUUAUUUACCUGCAGCAGCUUUUACAAUGAGCAAAAUGGAGAGAACAACAUUUUGUCGGUUGUUGCCUAUAGCCUUGCGAAACACACUGUCCAAGUCCGUACGCGCACCUUUAAUUAAGCUCAGUGAGUACUUUAGAGAACUCUGUUCGAAAGUAAUUCAUCCCGCUGAUGUCAUUCGACUAGAGAAAGAUAUUGUUGUGGUACUUUGUCAAUUGGAGAAGAUAUUUCCACCAUCAUUCUUCGAUGUAAUGGUGCACUUGACUGUACAUUUGGCAACAGAAGUGAAAUAUUUAGGCACAUUGAAAUCCUAUGUGUGGAAUAGGAGCAAACCUGAAGGUUCAAUCGCUCGGGGAUAUCUAGCAGAAGAAUGUUUGACAUUUUGUUCUUUGUAUUUGGCUGGCUGCGUGGAGUCGAAGUUUAAUCAACCAUCGAGGAAUGAAACUGUGAAUGAUAAUGCAAUAAUUGGAUUAGAUGUAUUUACAAUCAUAGGUCAUUCUCUUGGAAAAGGAACUGCUAUGAGAUUAGAUGAUGAAACAUUGACGAAAGCACAUCAAUAUGUAUUGUUCAAUUCUGAGGCCGUAAGACCAUAUAUUGAGCAACAUUGGGCAAUAGUUGAACAAUCUAAUCCUCGUGUUGCACGCCAUCAGCUGGAACGCAUCCACAGUGAAAGCUUUGCUGAUUGGUUUGCUCAAUAUGUCGAAAGGUUAAUCAUCCAUGGAGAAACUCCAACAUUAAGAGAUUUGAAAUUAGUUGCUCGCCAGCCUAAUUUUAUUGGAGUGAAAUAUAAGAAGUAUAUCGUAAAUGGUUUUAGGUUUCACACGAAAGAUUUGGAGAAUAUCAUUGAGUUGGAUUAUGGUAGUGGACGUCGAGUUGUAUUAUUUGACUGUGAAUGGGUGUCAAAAGAAUCUGGUGACUUUGGUUGGGUUCGCGACGACGUCGAUGGAACUAAGGUUGACAUAUCAGUUCAAAAUCAACUUUAA